CCUAAAAUGGAGACCCACGAUCGUCAGCUAGAACUACAGAACAGGAAGUACAGCAAGAGCAAAAAGAAAGUCAAGAAAGUUAAAAGAAAGAAGACCAAAGCUGAAUACCCAGUGCUUGUGAAGAAAACUCCGAGUGAGAUAGCGGAAGAAGAGAGAUCAGCAUUUGAUGAUGAUCCUCCUUUUGUUACAGAGACUGAAUUUGCAACUUAUAGACAGAUGAUAUCCUCUAGAGGAGCUGAGAAUCGAUACCAACAUAACUUUGAAGAGCCUCAAUAUUAUUACGACGAACAAAGAUUCCUUGAAGAAUCUGAUAACUUUAAAGUCAAGAAGAAACAUAAGAAAGAAAAGAAGCACAAAUAAAGAUAAAAAGGGUAGAAAGAUCAAAAAGUUGCAAAGCCAUGACCAAAAUAUUGGGUCACUAGGCCUCAAAAGGAAAGCUACAAUUAUUGUAAGUAAGAAGAUAGUCAGACAGGCUACUGAGCGGGGCCAAACUUUGAAGGAAUAUAUCAGGGCAAACAAUUUGCAACUAGUUGAUCCAGAUGAUAAUGAUAUACAAAGGCUCAAAGCCAGUUCUUCAAAGAAGAAAUCUUUAAGACCUAAAACUCAACCUGCAAAAUUCAAAUCAAGAUGGUAUGAAGAAGAGAAAUCAUGGAACCAAGAAAGCUUUGAUUCUUAUCGUAAAUAAAAACAGUAGAGUCUUGUCCUCUGCUGAAGGAAAUCCAGCUAUGCAAAGAAGAAGCUCGCUAGACCAGCAGAAAAUUUAUAAGCAAUUUACCUUAAAGCCUAAGAAAAAGUUGAAAAGAACCAAUACCGCUAUGAGCGAGGUGGCCAAAAAGCUUAAAGAUGUUGAAGUGGUUCAAAAGAGAAAGCAGAAGAAAAAGAUAAAAAUCCCUUGGAGCAAUAUCACCACCAACGACAUUCAUAUUUUUAUAUUCCUCGUAAUCCUUCUCAUCUUUGGAGUUAUUCUCUCUAUUGCGGAGUUUAUGGAUUACUCUAGUUCUUUCUGAAAUCAAGCGAAGGAUCAGAUUCCAGAACUAUGGACCUACACUGAGCUUGCUCUUACGACUAUAUUAAGGAUUGGGAUGAUCCCAAUAAUAGGGGUUGACCUUAUCUACAAGAAGAAGUCUCCAGUAAAGUUCAUUUAUCCGUUCUUGAUCCCGACUAUAAUAACCUCUUCUGUCGCAAGCUCACAUAUUGGGAUUAAUGCAUAUGAUUAUGAGCUGUGAAGAGAAAGAAAUUUCUUUUUUAACUUAAAUUUUGCAGAAGCAUACGUAAUUGCUGUUUGAGUCAUCCAUAUCUUCAUGAUAAUAGUCUGAACUCUAUCCUCAGCCGUAUUAUUAACCCCUGAAGGUAGAGAUGAUUAUGAAGAAGUCCCUAAUCCCGAAAAUCACAGUAAACCAAGAUAUGUUAGAAUUAUGAUAUACUGAGGAGCUGGAACUGUGUUGGCAUUUUUUGCACUCCAAGGAUUAUUCAGUCUUAUUGUGUUCCUGGGCAGUUUUAAGAAAUUUGUUCCCAGCAUCUUUGUAGAAAUUCUUACACCAAUAUCACUCGGGUGAUUUUGAGUAUUUCAUCAAUAUCUUUCUAAUAAGUAGAUAAUUUCAAAUUAUUCGUAUUAAAAA
Moneuplotes crassus is the source of this 1619-nucleotide messenger RNA. The record is from the annotation of a GenBank genome assembly. NCBI's taxonomy places the organism in Eukaryota, Ciliophora, Spirotrichea, Euplotida, Euplotidae.